AUGAAAUCCGCCACCGCUUCCUCCUCCUUCUCCUUCCUCCGAUCCGUCUUCCCCGGAACCGUCACCGUGGAGCCGAUCGAAGACGCGGUGGUGGUGGUGGACGCAUCCGCCGCCGACCUUUCCUCGUACUGGGAGUUCAUCAACGCGUCCGAUGCCGAUUCCAGCGACACCGAGUCGCUUCUCAGCGAUGAGAACGGAUUCGUCUCCUUGCACGACUCGUCCGCGCCGCCCCCGUCUCUCCCUGCGCUGCUGAUCGCCGCCGCUGCUCCGGAAUCUAUUGAGAAAGACGACCAAGAAGAAGAAGGAGAAGCGGUGGGUUGUGGUUUGAUUGUUGCUGCUACCGGGGAUCUCGGUCGAGCUUUUGUGGAGAGACGGGUUUAUGAUCUGUACGGCGGGCGUUUGUACGGAGAGGAAGAGGUGGAGGAGGAGGAAGAAGAGGAGGAGGAGGAGGAGUACGACGAGCUGGCGGCGUGGAACUUGAGCGGGAAGCUGGCGGGGAAGCAGAGGAUGAGGAAAGUGGGGAAGAAGGGUUGCCAGAACAAGAUCAGCAACGCCAAGCGCAAUCCCUACAGCUACGUCAAGAGAGGGUGCGCUUAUGGGAAGCACAAAGCUUGA
This is a messenger RNA of Linum tenue, 615 nucleotides long. NCBI's taxonomy places the organism in Eukaryota, Viridiplantae, Streptophyta, Magnoliopsida, Malpighiales, Linaceae. The record is from the annotation of a GenBank genome assembly.